AUGUCUAAUAGCUUGCUCACUGUUCCUGGCGUUAAAAACACGCAAGUAGAUAUUGAUAAACUUACAACUGAAAUUAAGAAUGUUUGUAAAGAGAAGCACCUUCUUGAUUCUAAAGUAUGGUUAGAAAAAGUUAUCCAACUUUAUCAAGUCCAAGUUACUCAUCAUGGUCUUAUGAUGAUUGGACCAUCCGGCUCUGGAAAAUCAAUGACAUGGAAAGUAUUGCUUCAAGCUUUAGAACGUGUUGAAGGAUGCAAAAAUGUUACUUACAUUAUUGAUCCUAAAGUUAUGUCUAAAGAUGCACUUUAUGGUAAUUUAGAUCAAAAAACUAAUGAAUGGAAAGAUGGUUUAUUCACUCAUAUUUUGCGUAAUAUUAUUAAACAUGUUUGUGACAAAAUUUUCAAAAGACAUUGGAUUAUAUUUGAUGGCGACAUUGAUCCAGAAUGGGUUGAAAAUUUUCGUUGUGGUACUGUGUGGUUCUCAUCGGAAGUAGUUACCCUUGAAAUGAUUUAUUAUAAUUAUUUGGAAAAAUUAAAAUACAUUCCUUUGGAUGAUGACAAAGAAGUUGUAUCUUCUAUUUGUAAAGUUGAGAGUAGAGAAAAGACAGCCUCGCCGCAUCUUAGCAUACAAUAUGCAAUCUCUAAUAUGCUUAGUAAGCAUAUGACUAAAGAUGGAUUAGUUACAAGAACUCUCAUGCAAGCAGGAAAAUUCGAUCAUAUUAUGGACUUUACUUAUAUGCGGGUGCUUAAUACACUAUUUUCAUUACUAAACAAAGCUGUUUGUAAUGUAAUUGAAUAUCACAUACAACAUCCUAAUUUUCCAAUGACAGCAGAACAUUUAGAGAAAUAUGUGACAAAACGACUAAUUCUUUGUGUUAUUUGGAGCUUCUCUGCAGAUGCUAAGUUUGAUCAUCGCGUUGAGUUAUGCAAUUUUGUUUGUGGAAUAACUACAGUCGAUUUACCUCAUGUAUCAACGGGUUCAAUCUUAAUUGAUUAUGAUGUUCAAAUCAAUAAUUGUGAAUGGAUAUUAUGGGCUGACAAAAAUACAAACCUCUUUUAUUAUGUGGCCCACCUGGAUCUGGAAAAAAAUUUAUUUUAUUUAAAAAUAUUCGAUCAAUAUUGUGAAUAUCAUAAGACUCCAAAUGGUGUUAUUUUGUCACCAAUUGCCAUUGGGUACAGACUUGUAAUAAUUUGUAAUGAAAUCAAUCUUUCUGUAACCGAUCAGUAUGGUACUCAAAGUGUAAUCUCUUUCUUGAGGCAAUUGAUUGAAUGUGGUGGUUAUUGGAGAAUGUCAGAUAAAGCAUGGGUUAAGUUAGAACGAAUACAAUUUGUUGGAAUUUGUAAUCCUCCAACUGACCCUUACCGUGCGCCGUUAUCUCACAGAUACCUUCGUAACACUCCAUUAAUUAUGAUGGAUUGUCCAAAUGAAAUUUCACUUAAUCAGAUUUAUGGGACCUUUGCUCGUGCCAUGUUAAAAGUCGUUCCUUCACUUAAAGAAUAUGCUAAACCAUUGACAGCUUCGAUGGUUGAAUUUUAUCUAAUGAUUAAAAAACGGUUUACUCCAGAUAUUCAAUCCCAUUAUAUUUACUCUCUCCGUGAAUUGACUAAAUGGAUGAGAGGUAUAUUCGAAUCAAUUAAACCUAUGAAAGUUCUUAAUGUUGACGGUUUGAUACGUAUUUGGGCGCAUGAAGCUUUGCGAUUAUUCCAGGACCGUCUUGUCACUGAUGAAGAAAGGAAAUGGGUAGACGAAAAAAUUGAUUACAUUGCUAUAAACCAUUUUCCAAACUUGAACAAAUCUGAAGCUUUGCGUCGUCCAAUUUUAUUCUCUAGCUGGCUAUCCAAAAAUUAUAUCUCUGUUGAAUAUGAAGACUUACAUGAUUAUGUUAAAGCUCGUCUCAAAAUCUUUAAUAAAGAAUUGGACGCCUCAUUAAUUUUGUUUGAUGAUUUCAUGGAUCAUGUUCUCCACAUUGAUCAUGUAUUUAAACAAAUGCAAGGGCACUUACUUUUAAUUGGUGUAAGUGGGUCCGGUAAGACUAUUUUGUCUAGAUUUGUUGCUUGGAUGAAUGGAUUAAGUGUAUUCCAAAUUAAUUCGCAUAACAAGUAUACUAUAGAUAAUUUUGAUAACGAUUUAAGAACAGUCUUAAAAAGGGCUGGUUGUAAAGGGGAAAAAAUUUGCCUUAUAAUGAAUGAAUCAAGCAUACCAUAUUCAAGUUAUUUAGAGCGUAUGAAUACUCUCCUUGUUAAUGCUGAAGUCCCUGGAUUAUUCAAAGGUGAUGAGUAUAAUGCUUUAAUAACAAAUUGUAAAGAGGGUUCUCAAAGGGAUGGAUUAAUGAUAGAUUCUUCAGAAGAAUUAUAUAAAUGGUUCACACUUCAAAUAAUGAAAAAUUUGCAUAUUGUAUUUACAAUGAUUCCUCCUGAAGAUGGUCUCGCUUCUCGUGCAUCAAAAUUUCCCGUUCUUUUCAAUUGUUGUGCUUUAAAUUGGUUUGGCGAUUGGUCUGAUCAAGCACUCUUUCAAGUAGGCAUGGAACUCACCCAAAAUUUGGACUUGGACCAUCAAGCAUAUUCAGCUCCUAGCAAUUUCCCUAUUAUGUAUAGACAAUUUCCUUUGCCGCUUUCAUCUCGUUCUGCCGUUAUGAAUGCAUUCAUUUUCGUCCAUAAGUCCCUUUAUGAAAUUAAUGUAAAAUUAAACAAAUGUCAAGGUCGUUAUAAUUAUGUUACCCCGUGUCAUUAUUUGGACUUUAUCACCCAUUAUGUACGAUUAUUCAGUGAGAAACGUAAAGAACUUGAGGAACAGCAACGUCAUUUAAACAUUGGAUUAAAUAAAUUAAAAGAAAUUAAUAGUCUUCGUAACGAUAUGAACAUUAAGUUUAAAGAGCUUCAAAAAAAGGAAUAUGAGGCUAAUGAACUAUUCAAAAAAUCGCUUGACGAACAAAACGACGCUGAAAAACGCAAAAAAGAUUUAAAGGAAAUUUUACUUGCUCUCGAAGUCCAAAACGAAGGAAUUGAAGAACGUCGAAUAUUUUUAAUUGAUGAAUUGGCCAAAAUUGAAUUGGCUAUUGAGGAUGCCAAAAAGAGUGUAAGAGGUAUCACAAAACAACAGCUUAUUGAAAUAC
Dentiscutata erythropus is the source of this 3109-nucleotide messenger RNA. NCBI's taxonomy places the organism in Eukaryota, Fungi, Glomeromycota, Glomeromycetes, Diversisporales, Gigasporaceae. The record is from the annotation of a GenBank genome assembly.